Messenger RNA from Ascochyta rabiei, 369 nucleotides. RefSeq lists its product as uncharacterized. The coding region runs from base 1 to 369 and encodes 122 amino acids. The transcript is spliced from 3 exons. Lineage: Eukaryota; Fungi; Ascomycota; Dothideomycetes; Pleosporales; Didymellaceae. The record is from RefSeq and is a predicted model, not a curated record.
AUGGUUCGCGAACAUGGCAGUCUGACUAAGGACGCGGAGACGAAUCAGGCGGCGUGGGAGGCGGCUAGGGGCGCGGCGUAUGGGGGUAUCAAGUGGGGCGCUUUCUUCGCAGUAGCAGGCGGAGUCGCCUACGCCUUCUCGCCCUUGUACCGGGGUCUGACGGUACAGUUCAAAACCUACAUUCAAAUGUCCGCCAUGAUCUUCGGCGGCAUGAUCGAGGCCGAUAGCCGCAUGGUGCGGUACCAACAGGCGGUACGGAGUCACAAGAAGUUGCAGACGGAUAUGGCGGUGUGGCGGGCUUACGAGAAUGAGUAUGAAGAGCAGGGGACGCCGGGGGUGGGCGCGGAGAGUGGGGUGUCAAGGAAGUGA